AUGAUGCGGAAGCCAAUCUCGACAAAGGAUUUGCAAUACACUUGGUGGAACUUCCUAUUUUUGUUUCUGUACGAAAACUUGAAUCCCUUUAAUAAGUUUGCCAAUUUUUAUUUCUUGUGUGUUGCUAUUUGUGAGUGCAUUCCUGCUAUUUCUAUUACCAAUGGAAGGCCGGAGUCUAUUACCUCACUUGCUUUUGUCCUCUUUGUAGAAGCUAUUACCUCAAUUCGGGAGGAUCUCAACCGCCACCGUGCCGACAAGCGCACCAACGACCGUCCCAUCGAGGUUCUAAACAAAGAAACCCAGCAGUUCGAGAGCGUUCCUCAAUUCAAGGUGCGUGUGGGAGACAUCGUGAAAGUCUACGAGGGAGACAUCUUCCCCGCGGAUAUGCUCUUUCUCCGCUCAGGAGAUCCCAAAGCCUACAAGUCGUGCUGGGUCAACACAAAAAGUCUAGACGGCGAAACGGACAACAAAUACCGCCAAGCCAUGAAACAGACGACCAGUGAACGCAACGGCCAGCCAAUCAACGAGACGGCCAAAGAGCUGUGCGGAUUGCACGCUGUUCUGAACUGCGAGCUUCCGAACAACAUGACGAACGACUUCAAUGGCUCGGUAUGGACGAGACAGUCGUGUGAUGGCUACGAAGAGAAGGAGUCCGUGUCGAUCAAGAACGUUCUGCUGCGCGGAUGCAUUCUGAAGAACACCAAAUUCGUGUACGGCGCUGUGAUUUCGACGGGAACCGACACGAAAGUGGAGUUCGGCGCGGUGAAGCGAAAAUGGUGGCAAGUUGGAGUAGGAACGAGGGUCAGAUGUGAUGAAAAGGGGAGUGGAAGCAAGAUCGCAAUGCUGACGCAGCGAACGAACAAAGUGAUUUACUGUCUGAUCGGGAUUUUAAUCCUGCUGUGUGUGAUUGGAUCGCUGGGAGAGAACGUGAUUUCGAAGAUGAUCGUUGAGAAAUCCUGGUACAUUCCGAUCACAAUCGAUAUUUUCGGGUCGUUCUGGUUGUCCUUCUUCCGGUUCUUCCUGCUCUGCUAUCAGUUCGUGCCCGUGUCGCUCUACGUGACGAUGAGUCUGGUCUAUUCGAUGCAGAGUUUCUUCAUGCAGAACGAUCUCCAAAUGUAUGACGAAGAGAAGGACGAGCCGAUGCGUGUGCGAACGUCGACGCUCAACGACGAUUUGGGCCAAGUCGGGUAUAUUUUCAGCGACAAAACCGGAACGCUGACGGCGAAUUUAAUGCAGUUCCGAAAGUGUUUAGUCGAUGGCGUGUCGUACGGAGUGGGCGACAGCGCGAUCGGCCGCUCUGUGAAGAACAAACAACAAAGCAAAGGCGUGGAGGUAGUGGUGGAGAAGCCGCCGCUUCGCAAGGGAAUCUUCCGAUACAACAAUUUCCAGGACGGAAGUGAGAGCCAUCCGGGCCAUCGGCUGCAAGACGAUCUCCGAAAGAACGACGACCACGCGGAUAAACUGAUGAACUUCUUGAUUCACAUGGCGAUCAAUCACACGGUGAUCGUCGAGGAACGCGAAGACGGAACCAUCGAACUCAACGCCUCGUCUCCCGAUGAGCAGGCCUUCGUCGCUGGCUCCUACUGCCUCGGCGUGCAGUUCCUCGGCAUGGACUACGAGACCAACAUCAUCAAGCUCAACGUCCUCGGAGAAAUCGUGGAACUCCGCGUUCUGCACGUGGUUCCCUACGAAUCCUCGCGGAAACGCAUGUCGAUGGUGGUGCAGAUGCCGGACGGAUCGAUUCUGCUGUACUGCAAAGGCGCAGAUAGCAUCAUGCUGGAGCUACAAGACCCUGCGAUCAACAGCUCGCGCUUCGUCGAGAAUCUCGCGUGCCAAGUCAGCAACUGGGCGGAAGAAGCGUUCCGCACCAUGGUGUUCGGGUACAAGCCGCUUCUUCCUGAGCAGUUCUCUGCGUGGAUGGAAGCGUACGAGCAGGCGAGCGAGGACCCCGAGCAGAAAGAGCUCCGCCGGAAGAAGAAAUCGAACAAGAUCGACAAGCUGGAAUUCGAGUUGGAGAGCGGGCUGAUUCUGCAGGGCGCCACGGCGAUCGAGGACAGUCUGCAGGACGGCGUGCCGGAGGCGUUGGAGGAACUGUCGAACGCGGGGAUCCACAUCUGGAUGAUCACGGGAGACAAGGUAGGGACCGCAAAGAACAUCGCCGUCGCGUGCAAUCUGCUGAAGCUCCCGGACAUGAAGCUCGUGGAGUUCACGAAGGAGGCGGUGGAUAAUAAUUUGUUGGGGAAGGGAGGACGCGGGAGUGAUCGGGGUUUGACGGGUAGCUCGUCGAUUCAGGAAGUGGAGUGGAAAAUGCUGGAGGCGGAGAAGGAGGGCAGCGUGGAGAAGGCCAAUCGAAUCUUAGGCGAAUUCGAAGCGAAGCAUCCCGGAUUGUUGGCCGCUCGAAUGCACUGCGAGGCGCUCGCCGCGCAGAUCUUGAAUUCAGAGUUGGAUGUGACGACCAAGCCGAUGGCUCUCGUGAUCGAUGAGCUCUUCAUCGACUUCCUCGCUCUCUCCUGUCGUCAAGCCUUCCUCGUGGUGUCGCAAUCCUGCAAGACCGUCAUCGCGUGUCGCGCUCGCAAGGACCAGAAAGCGAAGCUGACGCGUCUGGUUCGCGAAGGAAACACGGAAGUCGUGACGCUGGGGAUCGGCGAUGGAGCCAACGACGUCGAAAUGCUGCGUGCUGCGCAUGUGGGGGUCGGCGUGAUCGGGAAGGAAGGAACGCAGGCGGUGAACAAUUCCGACUACGCUAUUGGGCAAUUCCGAUUCCUCACGCGACUGAUUUUGGUGUAUGGACAUCGAAGCUACCGCGGAAUCACGCUCGCCUCGCUCCUCAUCUUCUACAAGAACAUCAUUUUCACGCUCAUUCAGUAUUUCUACACCUUCCUCUGCGGCCUCUCCGGCACGCGAAACCAGUCCUACAUCGCGAUUUUCUGGUACAACACGGCGCUCACGGCGUUCGGUCCGCUUCUGCUGGCGAUUUUCGACAAGGACAUCAGCGAUGCGAACUGCAUCCGCUUCCCUCAGCUGCAUCGCGAGGGCAUCGACCACCGGCUCUUCUCGGUGCGUCGGUUCCUCCUCUAUUUUGUGAAAGCGGUGUACGAAGCGCUGGUGAUGUUCCUCGUUCUCUACUACGUUCUGGACACUGCGGACUUCCCGAUCGGCACGGUGGAUGUCUGGAGCUUCGGAAUGGUCGCCGUUACGAUCUGCAUUUUUACCGCCAAUCUCUCUUCGUCCUCCGAGCAGUCGAUCAUGUUCUUCUUCUCCUCGUUCUGCUUCUGGGGCACCUUCAUCUUCUGGCUUCUGCUGGUGCUCAGCACGUCCUUCUCCGUUUCUCUCUACCCCAACUAUUUCCACUCCUUCGACCUCCUCUUCCAGUCCCCCAUCUUCUACCUUCUUUUCUUCCUCGCCACCGUCCUCGCCCUGCUCCCCACGAUGAUGGUCCACGCCAUUCAGCGCGAGCAGUCGCCUUCUCUCUCCCAGUUCAUCCAGGACGUGCAGGUGCGCGACGCCGAUCCCGAAGUCGUCAAGACGUCGCUCGAGGAGAUGGAGAAGAAGCGCUCGCUCGAGCUGGAGCUCAAGACGAUGCGCGACAAGCCUCACGAUGUGGACAUUCCGGAGCUCAUGCAGGUGACUCCGGAGGCCGUCGAAUCGAUGGAGAUCUCGCUGGAACAGAGUCGGAUCGAGAACGAUUCGCAGAGUGAGCUGCGCUCUUCUCCGACGCCGUACGAUCUCAUGAAGACCGGCAACGCGUAUCGGUCCAUCCGGUCGAUCGCCGGGCUGCGCGCGCUCACGAUUUGCCAGCAGCUGCACGGGCCUUCGUACGAUUCGCAGUCGGUGAACGACGAGGCGCAGGCGGAUCUGAUCAAUAAAAUCAACUCGCAUCACUGGCGAUCGGCAGCAAAGCCGGAUUUGAUCGGGUCGUUGAAGACGCAGCUGCUGGACAAAUCGCCUGUGAUGAUCUUGAAGAAGGUGGGCGAUUCGCUGAAGAAGGAAAUCACGCCGCGCAUGAACUUAGAGCUGUUCAAUAAACUGCAGUUGAGUGUAGUGAAGGAAGUGGAGGAGGAAGUGAUUGAGUCCGUGCCGCCGUCCGAGCCGGAAGCGACGCAGAACGACGCGUAUUCGGACGUGGAGAUCGAAGUGCAGGCGUCGGAUGUGGUGGAGAUCGAGGUGAAGAAUGGGCAGAACGGCGAGGCCCAGGAGAUUGAGCAUGUGCGGAAAGAAGGCGAAGAGGAUGAGCCGAAGUUGGAGGACUCGGAAGACGAGGAACUUAUGGAGAGUUCGGAUUCAAUUCAUUUAGAGGAGGAAGAAGAGAAGGAGAAGGACAAAGAGAAGGACAAAGAGAAAGAGAAAGAGAAGGAAGAGGAGAAUAAAAAUCGUGUGAAGAUCGACGAAUCUGCAGAGCAGAAUGAUCGAAGUGAAUUCAUUGAAUCGGAAGAGAAGAAGGUUUCGAGCCAAUCCAACGAAUCCACAGAGCGAACCGAUUCCAAGGAGCCAAUAGAGCCAACGCAGUCUCAGGGAUCUGAGGAGCCGCAGGACGCCAAGGACCGCAGCGAGUCUUCCACUUCUCUCUCCAUUCCCUCGCCGAUGUCGACGGAACUGGUGGCUCCGUUCCCCGACCAAGCCUCCACCGACCCCCUCACAACGCAAAUCUUCCCUUCUCGUCUUUGUUCAACAAACAACGCACAAUACAACAGAGCACAAUCGUUCACUAACUACCCAUCACCCACCCAUCAAUCAUCCACAGCACACAAACUAUCACCCGCCCUCCGGCGCCGCCUCCGACGACAAGGACGGCAGUCGCAGCGACCCCAGCAGCUGGCUCCCCAAGCUCGCGCUUGCCCCCAGCCCCAGCUGCGGCGUCGGAGGCAUGGAAGACAACGGAGGAGCCACCGAUAUCGGCGGCACCACAGGCACCACAGACACUGA
Molecule: messenger RNA, 4923 nt
Organism: Blastocystis hominis
Lineage: Eukaryota; Bigyra; Opalinata; Blastocystidae
Exons: 13
Coding region: 1-4923 (1640 amino acids)
Biological process (GO): phospholipid translocation
Cellular component (GO): plasma membrane
Molecular function (GO): ATP binding; magnesium ion binding; ATPase-coupled intramembrane lipid carrier activity
Source: RefSeq, a predicted model, not a curated record